CAGCCGCCAGUCCGGAGAGACACAGAGGAGAGGAGAAGGGAGUGGGGAGAAGGAGAGUAAAGGAGAGGGAGGAUGGAGCGGCCGCAGCGCAGUCCACCUUUCUGGGUUUCUCGGCCUUACUAAAGGAUUACUGUUUUUUUCCUUCCCAGGCCGGUUCUCAGCGUUUGCCUUGUGGAAGGCUCAUCUGUAUGCGCUCUUUGACGUUAGUCGCCGGGCCCCUGGCACAAAAUGAAUGCACCAUAAAGCCGCAUUGACUCGGGUGGUCCGGAUUUACCAGCAUGAACUCGUUACUGUUUGCGGACACGGCUUCCGGGGUGCCGGUCAGCGGCCCCGGUGCUGGGGGAGCCUCAGUGGCACCCGGCGCCUUGCGGAACGAUUUGGGUUCCAACAUCCACGUCUUGAAGACUCUCAACCUGCGUUUCCGUUGUUUCCUCGCCAAGGUCCAUGAGCUGGAGAGGCGAAAUCGUCUGUUGGAGAAACAGCUGCAGCAAGCCCUACUGGAGCCGCCGCGAUGCCCGAUGCCCAACACCCGGGAGGAGGCAGUGCAGACCGACCUGGAGCCCUCGCGCACAUCCCGCCUGCCCGGUACGAUCUGGAGCUUCACGCACGUGCGUCGUCAGGGGGAGCGCUUCGAAACGCUGCAGGGACCCGGGGUGAGCUGGACGCACCCGGAUGGGGUCGGGGUACAGAUCGACACCAUCACCCCCGAGGUCCGAGCAGUAUACAAUGUACUGGCCAAAGUGAAGAGGGAGCGAGACGACUACAGGAGAAGAUGGGAAGAAGAAGUCGCCCGGAGUGAGCAGAUGAAUGUCUUGGUGCAGACUCUUCAGGAGAAUGCCCAGGAAUCAGAGGUCAUCCAGGAUGAGCUGAGUGAGAAAGUAGAGCGACUAAAGGCUGAGCUUGUCGUCUUCAAAAGCCUCAUGUCAGACCAAAUAACCGACCUUGACACCAAAAUCCAGGAGAAAGCCAUGAAGGUGGACAUGGACAUCUGUAGACGCAUUGACAUCACAGCAAAGCUGUGCGAUGUGGCCCAGCAGCGCAACUCUGAGGACAUGUCCAAAAUGUUCCAGAUGACCUCAGCCCCUAAGAAAAGGGAUCGUAAGCCAGUAUCCGAUGAGGACAGCUCAGAGAUGGAUGGUGAGACGACAUGCAACUCUGAGGAUGACCUUCCAGGAUCACUGAAUAUAACAGACGAGAUGAAGCGCAUGCUAAACCAGCUAACUCGUUCAGAUUCUUCCUUUGUUGCCAGGAGAGAGACAUUUGAUUUUGACGAUGACUGUGACAGUCUGACGUGGGAGGAGAAUGAGGAGACGCUGCUGCUCUGGGAAGAUUUCACCAAUUACAACACGGUGGCUGCCAUUACAGGAGGAGCCACUUGCGAUGUUCAGGCAGAGAAUUCACAAGAUGAAAAUUUGGGAAAUCUAAUUGAUGAAACGGAAUCACUCUUUAAAACGAGGGAGCAGGAAUACCAGGAGACAAUUGACCAAAUUGAGAUGGAGCUUGCCAAUGCCAAAAGUGACAUGAACCGUCAUCUCCACGAAUAUAUGGAGAUGUGUAGCAUGAAGCGAGGGCUAGAUGUGCAGAUGGAAACAUGCCGACGGCUUAUCAAGCGCUCAGGUGGCAGGAAUUCACCAUCCUUCAGUUCAGUAGCAAGCAGCGACUCGGGAAACACAGAUGAAAUUCCUGAUGAACUGGAGCGGGAUGUAGAGGUGGACAGUUCUGUCAGCUGAUAACUGGUGGAGAGAGCUACAAAAGAGGCCUUUAAAGACAAGUGGGGAGGGCCGGGUUGCCCAAAAAGUGAAGAGGCAACUGUCUUAACCACUUUGCUGGGAUUAAAAUUUGUUAACCCCUGUCCUGCCCCACAGGAUUGGUGCUGUACGUUACAAUUUUUUUUAACUCGAGAACUAAUUUCGCUUAAUGAAUUUCAGUAAAAAAAAAAAUGAAAAUGAAAAUGUGCUUUUUGCUAGAUGGUUUCCCUGAGCUCUGUGUGUCUGGCGCUUGACCCUUUGGCUGCCAUCUGAAGCAGAGGCCAUUAGCAGAACGAGACAUUGAGUGGCCAGAUAACGCAGUGCAUACACCAAGCUUGUAGAUGGGUGACGAUCUAAAAUGUGUGCGAUUCUACUGUUUGAUUUGAGAUGGACACAUGCUCUUGGUCUGGUUGGCAAAGCAUGAGGAUGUUCUUUGGAAUGCUUACUACUGGGGUGUGACUGCUUUAGGAAUUGCCCAGUUGUCAGUGUGGUACAUCACUGCCACAGGGCUCAGGCUGUCACUGCAGUGGUGACACGACUGCAUUGUUUCAUGUUACUAUGCAAUAAGUUCGCCUUAUCUGUGGAAAAUCUCUUUCCCUUGGGGGAGAGGGAGUGGGGCUUCCUUUUUUAUUAUAAAUGUUAUUAAAAAGUAUACUGUAUGUAUACUACUACUGACUGGCAAGAGCCAAAGUGAAACCCACUGAACGGUAUGUGUGGUUGAUAGAUACGACCAUUUGCUAUAAAGGCUUAAGUAAGAAAAAGGCGUUUUGCAAAUUGUGAAGCGAGAAUCGGGUUCCACCUAUGUGAGUUUUCUGGUAAACAGCAGUAACCUUGUUCAUUGCUCUCAGGGCCUGACUUGCACACACCCCGUCAUAGUGAUAACAACAAUGAAGUCCUCCACCUUGCCUUUGGAAGCCAUGUCAAAAAAGUCUUUUUUUUUUAAAAAUGUGACACUGGAGGCCAAAUGGUUUUUCUCCCUCUCAACUGUGUACCCAUUGUUGUGGAUUUUUUCAUUCCAAGCUCCACGAUCUCCAUGUUGGGUAGAUCUGGGGACACAUGCAGUAUGUCCUUUUACAGAGGAACACCAGACUGCACACUGUGAGUUUGUUUCCACUGCAGUUUUAGCUUUGUCAACAAAAUAUUUCAUUCUGACUCUGGCCACUGCAAAUGGCUUAUAAGCAUUUCUGAGAACAUAAGCAAUAUAGACUAGAGGCGGCAGUUGUGUCAACACGGGCAUACUCGGCAUUGGCUUGGUAUGCCCCUGCUAGUUUUAGCGUGGCUGUCACAAGAAUGUUACAGCAUUCUCAUUUAACCUAUCAUUUCAUCAGCCGAGAUGUACUGGUGUAUACCGCUGCUUCAGUGCAUCCUCUGAAAACAUGACCACCAGCUCCCGAAAGGGGUCCCAGCAGAGUCUGGAGAGGCCAACAGCUUUCCUUACUCUAAAGCAUUUCCAUUGUCCCAGCAUCUUUGUGUUUUCUUUCAUUUCUUUUUUUUUUCGAUCAGAGUGAAAGCUAAACUCCUGAUCAUGGGUAGUGCCAGUAUGCCCCAAAGUGCUGAAAUGCAGUCGAGGAGAUUCAAGGAAAAAAAAAACACUCUGUUGAGCAGAGGAACCCCCUGACACUCUUGUGAUUGCAGCUGGUUACUGAGCCUCUCCGUCCUACUCAGCACAACUGCUGCGACCGGCUCUGUGAUGCCCUUUCAGGCCACCUCUCCCCCUCCCAUGGUCAACGUUUUAGUCCAUUCUUGUUUCUGUAUUCAGGUUUCAUUUGUGCAUGUGAUGACAAUAAUGGUGUAAGGCGUGAGAACUGUGUUAGUUUGUGUGUGUGUGUGUGUUUUCUUUUUUGUUUUGUUUGAAAUGCAGUUCAGUGUUCUGUGCAACUCCUAAGGAUGACCUCUUUGGUCGCUAACCACGUGACUAUGUUUGGCCUGGCCUGACCCCACUUAUUGUGUCCUUCUACAAACUGUUUUAAAAGUCCAGAUGUUUGCCCCACUGCUACAUUAUAAACUAUACUUCAAAGUUUACAAAUUAAAGACGGGGUAGUAGCUCUGGCGAGUGACUAUCACAUCCUAGUUUGUAAUGUUCUCACCUACUUUCCUAUAAGUACAAGCCAAAAAAAUAUAAAUAUGAGGUUGGGGUUGUGGUUGGGCAGGGGGCUUUUAUAAUAAAGGGGAUGCUCAGGGUUUCAAUAUGGUCUGCUUUUUUUUUCUCCAGUUAAUCAGUUAGUAUUCAUUAGUAGUAGGUAGACCUGGAAGGGUUAAUAUUAUUAUUAUUUUUUUUUUUUUGUUAAUAUAUAUUUUUUUUAGUUUGCUUGGGAGAACAGUGCACUUGCGGAUAUGAAUACUCUCCUGUUUCUACAAGGGGAAGAUUUAUUUAUAAUAAAAGUGAAUUUAAAAGUAAAAA
This is a messenger RNA of Erpetoichthys calabaricus (reedfish), 4149 nucleotides long. It is a transcript of the gene iffo2b, whose product is annotated as intermediate filament family orphan 2b. Bases 279 to 1730 code for a protein of 483 amino acids. The transcript is spliced from 9 exons. Lineage: Eukaryota; Metazoa; Chordata; Cladistia; Polypteriformes; Polypteridae. The record is from RefSeq and is a predicted model, not a curated record.